AUGCUCCCCAUCCACCUCAUCCUCUACCUGGCUCUUCCGUUCACAGUCAUAGCAGCCGUAACAUCCGACCCCCUCCUCGCCCUCGACAAAACCUUCGACUACAUAAUCAUAGGCGGCGGCACCGCCGGCCUCGCGCUCGCCGGCCGCCUCUCCGAGCCCCCGCACAUUAAUACCGAAGACCCAUCGGUCACAGUACUGGUCAUCGAGGCGGCGCCGGACAACCGCACGAGCCCGAUCGAAGAGGUCGUAGACUUUCCGGUUGGAAUUGGGUCGGCGCUCGAUUGGGCGUAUGCGACUGUGGAUGGGAAGGUUAUACACGGGGGGCGGACGCUCGGCGGGAGCUCGGCGAUCAACGGCGGGUCGUGGACGCGCGGGAUGAGGGCGCAGUACGAUGCGUUUGCGAGUCUGCUCGAGCCUGAGGAUAAGGAUAAGGGGUGGGACUGGGAGGGUCUGUUUCGGUAUAUGAAGAAGGCAGAGCGCUUCUCCCCGCCCAACGCCACCCAGCGCGCACUCGGCGCCAACUCCGUCGCCGCGUACCACGGCUACGACGGGCCCGUGCACGUCGCGUUUCCGACGGACAUCUUCGUCGGGCCCGCGAACCCUUUUUUGGUCGAUACCGUGUGCGAUCUUACGGGUGUGAAGCUUAUAGCUGAUAUUAGUGGUGGAGAGGCGAAUGGUGUUGUCUGGGAUCCCAUCAGCCUGAACAAGUUCGCCAACGACAGCCGGAGCUCGUCCGCGGCGGCAUAUCUGACGCCCGUCGAGCACGCCCGAACCAACUGGCUCACGCUCGUCGAGCAUACAGCCACGAAGAUCCUCUUUUCCCCGCCAUCCCCUGGACAACCACUGAAAGCAACGAGCGUGCAAUUCGGCCGCACGCCCCCCGCCAACGCCUCCACCUCCACCCCUAUCGACGAGACGGUAAUCUUCACCGCGCACGCCCGCCGCGAAGUCCUCCUCGCAGCCGGCGCGAUCCGCACGCCCGCAUGGCUGCAGCUUAGCGGGAUCGGCGACAGGACGAUGUUGGAGAGUCUGGGGAUUGAGGUAAAGGUUGAGUUGGGGGGUGUUGGGAGGAAUCUGCAGGAGCAGACUAAUGCUGUCAUGGGCGUGUUUGGGGGCGGGGGGUUUGAGGGGGCGUUUGGGGGGCGGGGGCCCGAUACUGUGGUCGCGAUGUUGAGUCUCUACGAGCUGUUCGGACAGAACGCGAGCGCGAAGGUGCGGGAGAUUGAGUCCAACUUGGAGGCGUGGGCGGAGAGUCAGGCGGGUAAUACGGGUGCGGAUGCGCGGGCGCUGCGCGAGGUGUUUGGGGUGGUUGCGGGGACGAUCGUGGAUGACCACGCGCCGAUUUUGGAGCUGUACUAUGAUCUGUCGCUCGCACCGACCACGAUCCAAGUCCCGCACUGGAACCUCCUCCCCUUCUCCCGCGGAACAAUCUCCAUCACAUCAACCAACCCCUUCGCCCCCCCAUCAAUCUCCCCAAACUGGUUCUCCGUCCCCUUCGACAUGUCCGUCCAGCUCGCCGGCGCGCGCCUCGUGCGCUCCGUCUUCGAGACCCCACCGAUGAGGGACAUAACGAACGGGACGGAGGCGCUGCCCAGCUUCGAUGUGGUGCCGAGGGGCGCGAGCGAUGCGGUGUGGGCAGAGUGGAUUUUGGGCGCGUUUGAGGGGAACUCGCAUCCGCUCGGAUGGGAAGGCACGGCCGCGAUGAUGCGGCGCGCGCUCGGCGGCGUCGUCGGCGCCGAUCUGAAAGUGUACGGGACGGCGAACGUGCGCGUUGUCGAUGCCAGUAUACUGCCGAUCCAGCUUAGCGCGCAUUUGAGCAGUACGGUUUAUGGGGUCGCGGAGAAGGCUGCUGAUAUUGUUAAGGGUGCUUGGAGAAGUUAG
This is a messenger RNA of Peniophora sp. CBMAI 1063, 1881 nucleotides long. NCBI's taxonomy places the organism in Eukaryota, Fungi, Basidiomycota, Agaricomycetes, Russulales, Peniophoraceae. The record is from the annotation of a GenBank genome assembly.